AUGGCCGCCCAGCGCUCCACCGCCCUCGCGGCCGCCCUGGCCGCCGCCGCGCUGCUCGCGCUGGCCGCCCCGGCCUUCGGCGCGAGCGCCCGCGGGGCCGCGCUCCGCGGCGCCGCGGCCCCCGAGCCGCCGGCGGAGGGCGGGGGCCCGCCCGCCCUCGGCAGGGCGGGCGGCGCCGUGCUGUCCCUGCUGGCGGCCCUCGUCGUGGCGCUCGUGCCGGUGGCGGAGGCCCAGGCGGCCAAGAGCGGGGGCCGCAUGGGCAGCUCGAUGCCCGCCCGCUCCGCCCCGCCGCCCAGGCCUGCGCCGCCCAGGCCCGCGCCCGCGCCCUCCUCAUCCAGCACCACCGUCAACAAGACCGUGGUGAACAAGACGGUGAUCGUCCAGCAGUCGGCGCCGGUCAUGGGGGCCGCGCCCAUCAUUGCGGGCCCCUCCAUGGGCGAGAUGAUCGUGGGCAACGUCGUCGGCAACGUCGCGGGCAACAUGAUCAGCAACGCCAUCCUGGGUGGAAGCGGCAGCCGCGGCCCGAGCAGCACCGACCGCAUGCUGGAGCAGCAGCAGCGCCAGGAUGAGCGCCAGCUGGACAAGCAGUCGAUGGAGCUCGAGAGCCUGCGGAGGGAGGUGCAGGACAUGAAGAUCGCCAGCGCGGCGAAGAGCUGA
Molecule: messenger RNA, 657 nt
Organism: Prorocentrum cordatum
Lineage: Eukaryota; Dinophyceae; Prorocentrales; Prorocentraceae
Source: the annotation of a GenBank genome assembly